UGCGGAGGCGUGGCCACUGGCCCAGCAGGUCUUCCUUCCUCUCUGGCCCUCGGUCUCUCGUUGCUCCGCUUCGGACAUGGCGCUGUCUCUGGGCGAGGCGGCCCCGGCGGGUGGCGGUGGAGGAGCCGGCGGCGGCGGCAGCGGCAGCAGCCGGCUGAGGCUCCAGCUGGAGUCCGGGAACUACGUGGCGGAGGAGUACGUGAAGCAGCUCUCCCAGCAGUCGGACGGCGACCGGGACUUGCAGGAGCACCGGCAGUGCAUCCAGGCGCUGAGCGAGGAGACGGCGCAGAGCCUCAAGCGCAACGUCUACCAGAACUACCGGCAGUUCAUCGAGACGGCCCGCGAGAUCAGCUACCUGGAGAGCGAGAUGUACCAGCUCAGCCACAUCCUCACGGAGCAGAAGGGGAUCAUGGAAGCCGUCAACCAGGCGCUGCUGCUGCAGGCCGACCGCGAUGACCCGGCGCUGGCCAACGCCCGGCGAGUGGCCGCCGCCGCCGCCGCCGCCGACCCCUUCCUGCCCUUGUCGGCCAAAGAAGCCUCGGCCAACGAGGAAGGCCGCCAGCGGACCCUCACCACCCUGCUGGAGAAAGUGGAAGGCUGCCGCGACCUGCUCCGGGAGAGCCCCGGCAAGUACCUGGUCUACAACGGGGACCUCGUGGAGUACGACGCGGACCACAUGGUCCAGAUCCAGAAAGUCCACACUUUCCUUCUGAACGACUGCCUGCUGGUGGCCGCCUGGCUGCCCAACCGGCGGGGUACCUACCGUUACGAUGCCGUCUACCCGCUUGACGGGCUGGCGGUGGUCAAUGUCAAGGACAACCCGCCCAUGAAGGAUAUGUUCAAGUUGCUAAUGUUCCCGGAAAGUCGCCUCUUCCAAGCUGAGAACGCCAAGAUCAAGAAGGAGUGGCUGGAAGUGCUGGAGGAGACCAAGAGGAACCGUGUCCUGAGUGAGAAGCGAAGGCUGGAGCAAGAGGUCCCGGUGAGGGCCCCUCCCCCACCCCCUCCAGAGCCCACCAAUCCGUUUGAGGAAGAGGAUGAAGAAGAGGAAGCAACUCCCGAAGAAGAAGUGGUGGAUCUAUCCUUAGAGUGGAUUCAGGAGCUGCCUGAAGACCUAGAUGUCUGUAUUGCUCAGAGAGACUUUGAAGGAGCCGUUGACCUGUUGGAUAAGCUGAAUGAGUACUUGAGCGAUAAACCUGUGACCCAGUUAGUCAGGGAGCUACGAACAAAAGUGGAUGAAAGAGUCAGGCAGCUCACGCGUGUGCUUGUCUUUGAGCUGUCUCCAGAUAGGUCCUUGCGAGGUGGGCCGAGAGCAACCCGCCGAGCUGUUUCUCAACUCAUUCGAUUAGGUCAGUCAACCAAGGCAUGUGAACUUUUCCUGAGGAACAGGGAAGCGGCUGUCCGCACAGCCAUCCGCCAGUUGCGUAUUGAAGGGGCCACACUGCUGUACAUUCACAAGCUCUGCCAUGUCUUCUUCACCAGCUUGUUAGAGACCGCGAGAGAGUUUGAGACGGACUUUGCUGGCAACAGUGGGUGUUAUUCUGCUUUUGUAGUCUGGGCCCGAUCUGCUGUGAGGAUGUUCGUGGAUGCGUUCAGUAAGCAGGUGUUUGACAGUAAGGAGAGUUUAUCUACUGCUGCUGAAUGUGUUAAGGUGGCAAAGGAACACUGCAAGCAGCUCAGCGAGAUUGGUCUGGACCUCACCUUCAUCAUUCAUGCUCUACUAGUAAAGGAUAUCAAAGAUGCUUUGCAGAGCUACAAAGAUAUCAUAAUUGAGGCCACGAAGCAUCGUAACUCCGAGGAGAUGUGGAGAAGAAUGAAUCUGAUGACACCAGAAGCUUUAGGAAAACUUAGAGAAGAGAUGAGAAGCUGUGGUGUGACAAGUUUUGAUCAGUACACUGGCGAUGACUGCUGGGUGAAUCUUAGUUACACAGUUGUGGCUUUCACUAAACAGACCAUGGGUUUCUUGGAGGAGGCUCUCAGACUGUAUUUUCCUGAGCUGCAUAUGGUCCUGCUGGAAAGCCUGUUGGAGAUUAUCCUCGUGGCUGUUCAGCAUGUUGAUUACAGUUUACGGUGUGAACAGGACCCUGAGAAGAAAGCAUUCAUUAGGCAGAACGCGUCUUUCCUGUAUGAAACUGUCCUUCCUGUUGUGGAAAAGAGGUUUGAAGAAGGGGUUGGAAAGCCAGCUAAGCAGCUGCAAGAUCUGAGGAAUGCUUCAAGACUGAUGCGUGUUAAUCCUGAAAGUACUACCUCGGUGGUGUGAACAUUAUGCCUGAAUCCUUUUCAUAUAAAAUACUGUAUAUACAUGUAUGCUCAUAACCCCUUUUUCAACAACCUUGCCAAUAGCCAAACCCAGGAACAGCCCAUUUAGCUGAUUAUGCCUUGCAAAUUAGUUGGAAGGAAAAGAAAAGGAGGAGGGAGAUUUAAAAGUAAACACUGUCAUUGAGCAGGCACAUUACCUCCAAAAAUAUGGCUCUGGCAUUUGAAGUGUAUGGAAGCCACCAGGUUACACAAUGUGUUUUGGUAUGAAAGCUAAUGAAUUAUUUAAAUAUAACUAUAGUAAUUAUAGUAGGAUCAAAGAUAACCACUAACAGGCAUUAGCUGGUUGUAGGAGUAUAAAUAAUAGGGUGCACCUCAUGAUUCCAUUAUGCCAGGUUUCCAUAACCGUCUCUCACAUAACUUGAAAAAAGAUAGUAAAAACUAUAGCACAUAUUUUGUUUCAGAAAGACCCAGCCUAAAUUUCGUUGAAAAGUCAUACUUAACAGUAAUGUGGAAUCUCUGCUCUUGCAAGUAGCAUUUCCAGUAUGUAUGGUGAUUCUCAGCAACAGGGAACACUAUUAUCAAUUUAAGGGACUGAAGUUUGCAGCUCUUGAGAAUUAAAUGAAUGCAAAUAACAUAGAGACUGGCUUCCUGUGGAGCAGGCUCCUGAGAAUUGUUUGGCAGUUUUGCUACAGCCACUUUGCAAUGCUACAUCUCUUUGUUCAGUUUUCAAAAUUGGCUGCUUAACUGUUGAAAACAGGAAGAAAAGUUGUGAUGCAGCACUCAGUUCUUCAGCACCCAUGUACACAUGUCCAUGCAUAUGGUGUACAUUUCCUUUGUGCUGUAUUUUGGACUGCUGCCAGUGCUGGAAAGGAAAGGUGUAUACUCGUGUCCAGGUUGAUUGUUUGCUAAUCUAAUAAACAGGAAUGAUGUUCUGAAAAUGUAAAUGAAGGCGUAUAUCAGUACGUGUUAGAGGGGCUGCUGAAGAUUGGCUGCUGAAGAUUUUGUGGUGUGAAAAACUGUCCGUUAGCAAUUGAGUGAUGACAGAUGUGUAACGGCUUGAGAAAUGGUUUCUAUAUGUAAAAGCCUUACCACACUGGGAAAAUGGGAUGGAGGCACGCCUGAGAUGAGGGAAUAAAAAGCCCUAAGGUCUGUAGCAAAGGGCUUACCAUAGCCUUGUCAAUAACUCUGCUCACAAUUGAGUGGUGUGUAAACUGGGUAGAGGGUUUAUUUUGUUGUUUUUCAUUUUUGCAUGAACAUAUAAGGUUCCGUCUUCAAGCCUGUUGCAGCCUUCCUCAGUCUUGAGCUAUCCUGAUGUGGUGGUCUGCAAUCGCCAUCAUCCCAAUGCUCACUGGAGGAUAAUAAAAUUUGCUGUUCAACAUAAUUUGGAGGGCACAAGGCUGGGGAAGACAGACGUCUUGUAUGGAGGCCUCCUCACAAUGUUUUCUGCUGAGAUUGGCGCAUUGAUACUAAGAUCAGGUUAAUUAUACUAAAGGGCACUUACUGAUUGCCUGUAAAAAGAGCCUUGCUGUCAGUUUUGUUCACUAGAGGUGUAAAAAGGUGAAAUGUCUGGAUUGUAUCCUGAAAAUACUAAAGGUAUUUAUUGUUGGGAGGCUUUAGAUAUGCAUAGUGGAACUCUGUUGCAUCUGGUACUGGGAAUUGAUAGUAGAGCCAACAUAAUUUCAAGAAUAUUGAUAAAUUGCUCCAAAAAAAGAGAGACAUGGGCAAUAGCUUUUUCUUUUACCAGGGUCCACAGAUUUUUAGUUCAGAGUCUUGCUUAAUGAGAUGUAUGGGGUUGAGAGUCACAUCUAAUGUCUUGCGGGUCACAGGAACCCAACCUCAGGACAGCACAUUUAUAGCUGAAUUUCUUUGUCUUUGGCCUGAACUCCAAAAGAGCAUUGAUGUAGAAAAUGUUUCACAUGUGUUCAGUUCAGUAUGCAGUGGUAACACUGGAGCAUUUACACUGAAGGAGAUUAUGUAAAAAAUUAUCAGUUUAUUUGCUGAAGUAGGGAAGAUAAACACAAAAGGCUGUUUCCCAGUCUCUGGGAGUUGUUUGUCUCUUUGAGCUCAACAGUUUUCCUUAUGGAAGAAAAUUUCCCUCAUGACUGUGUAGCUUAUAAUCUUAAACAGCACUAUAUUAAUCUGGCAUUCAGUAGUUUUCUGAAGGUGGCCCCAGUUAACUUUGUUUAUAGAGCAGUUAUGGGUAUCUAAAUAGUCUUGCUUUGUAAUAUUUUAAUUUUUUUAUGCCACCCAAGAGUAUAUGGAGGUCAAAUUCUUUAAGAAUGAGAACUAUGAUAUAUACUUCAACAUGCAGACUAACUUGCAGUUGUAUGUCAAUGAAAGAACUGGAUUAAAUAGGCGUGCCCAGAGCAUCUUUUGAAAUAAUGUUUUGUUAUCUUAAGCCUGUGUAUGUACAUGAACAAGAAGUCUGGAAAGUUUUUUUUUGGUUUUUUAAAAAUUAAAAUUAUCUAACAGAGUUUUGAUGGAUGCUGGUUUUAAUGG
Molecule: messenger RNA, 4755 nt
Organism: Pogona vitticeps (central bearded dragon)
Lineage: Eukaryota; Metazoa; Chordata; Lepidosauria; Squamata; Agamidae
Gene: EXOC8
Product: exocyst complex component 8
Biological process (GO): Golgi to plasma membrane transport; intracellular protein localization; exocytosis
Cellular component (GO): exocyst
Source: RefSeq, a predicted model, not a curated record